This is a messenger RNA of Aureobasidium subglaciale EXF-2481, 747 nucleotides long. RefSeq lists its product as uncharacterized. The transcript has 3 exons. Gene Ontology annotation, molecular function: FMN binding. The record is from RefSeq and is a predicted model, not a curated record. NCBI's taxonomy places the organism in Eukaryota, Fungi, Ascomycota, Dothideomycetes, Dothideales, Saccotheciaceae. Bases 1 to 747 code for a protein of 248 amino acids.
AUGUUUUAUGAAACAGGCACCGAUCAUGGUCUCCCCUACGAUCCAUUCAAGGCCUGCGUAGUUCCUCGACCCAUUGGCUGGAUCUCAACUCGCUCAGCAACAGGCAUCGACAAUCUUGCGCCCUACAGUCAGUUUACUAAUCUAUCGUUCGACCCUCCAUAUGUCAUGUUCUCCUCAAAUCGAACACCUGAAGGCAAACGCAAGGACACCGUGGUUAAUGCCGAAAGCACUGGUUUCUUUGGCUGGAACCUGGCAACCUACAAACUACGAGAAGAAGUAAACAUCACAGCACAACAACUCGAUCCCUCAGAAGACGAAUUUACUCAGGCAAAACUUGAAAAAGAAGAAGCAAAGAAGAUCCCAGUCUCUCUGGUCAAGGAAAGCCCUGUGAGGUUUGAAUGUGCUUUUGAUAGGGUCAUAGAAUUACCUGGAAACCCACCUAUGGGAACAGUCGAUAUUGUAUUCGGCAAAGUCCUAGCCAUACACAUCGACGAUCAAGUCCUUACAGAUGGAAAGAUUGAUAUCAAGAAGACAGAGCCUAUAGCCAGAUUAGGCUAUUAUGAAUAUGCAUGCAUCAGGGAGACUUUCGAGAUGAAGAUACCGGGGACUAACAAGGCGUUGCUUGAUGGACUUGAGGGUAGCAGUAAGGCGAACAGGAGUUUAGAGAAAGAGAGAGGAGAGCAGGAGGUCAAGGGCCAGCUCAAGAGGGCACAGAGUGCUGGAGCUGGCGAAGAGCUCAACGCCUGA